Messenger RNA from Poecile atricapillus (Black-capped chickadee), 1646 nucleotides. It is a transcript of the gene XKR8, whose product is annotated as XK related 8. NCBI's taxonomy places the organism in Eukaryota, Metazoa, Chordata, Aves, Passeriformes, Paridae. Gene Ontology annotation, cellular component: plasma membrane. Bases 110 to 1336 code for a protein of 408 amino acids. Gene Ontology annotation, biological process: phosphatidylserine exposure on apoptotic cell surface; apoptotic process involved in development; engulfment of apoptotic cell. The transcript has 3 exons. The record is from RefSeq and is a predicted model, not a curated record.
GACACAGAGCCCGGGGCGGGACACAGAGCCCGGGGCGGGACCCGACACACGGGGCCCGGCCCGUGCCGGUGCCGCCACCGCCGGUUCCGGGCCGGUCCGUGGGGCCCCGAUGUCUCCGCGAGCUGCCCCGCCGCGGUUCGGGCCGCUGCAGCUGGUGCUGGCGGCGGCGGGGACGGCGGCGGCCACCCUGGACCUGUGCAUGGACGGCUGGGUGGCGGCGGAGUACGCGCGGCGCGGCCACCCCGGCUGGGCCGCGCUGUCGCUGUCGCUGCUCGCCGCCGCCUCAGCCGCCGCCCAGGCCUGCAGCUGGCUCUGGCUGCGCUCCGACCCGCCCGCCCUGCGCCCCGCCGUGCCCCUGGGGCUGCUCGCCGCCCUCCACCUCCUACAGCUCGGCUUUUUCUUAAGGUGCCUCCAUGCUCUGAAGGUGGGCUGGAGGGUGUGCUGGGCGAAGGAGGAGGAGGAGGAUGAGCAGAGACACAUGGCCUUCCUCUCCCAUGACAUCAGCAUGCUGCGUCUCUUCGAGACCUUCCUGGAGAACACCCCGCAGCUCACCCUGCUCCUCUACAUUAUCCUGCGGACAAACAAGGCUGAGCUCUCCCAGGGCCUGGGGAUGGGCACUGCGUUCCUGUGUGUGUCCUGGUCUCUGCUGGACUACCACCAGUCCCUGCGCUCCUUCCUGCAGGACAAGUACGAGCUGAGCCUGGGCUCUUCCGUCGUCUACUUCCUGUGGAACCUCUUCCUCAUCUGCCCCCGCAUCCUGGCGGUCGCCCUCUUCGCCCUGCUCUGGCCCUACGGUGUGGCUGUCCACUUCCCACUUGUGUGGCUGGCCAUGUUCCUCUGGGUCAGCCUGCAGGGCACGGACUUCAUGGAAUCACCCGGCCCCGAGCAGCUUUACCGGGCCGUGGUGGCUGUGAUCCUCUACUUCAGCUGGUUCAAUGUGGCACAGGGGAGGACGCUGCACCGCAGCAUCAUCUACCACAGCUUCAUCCUGGUGGACAGCUCGCUGCUGGCCCUGGCCUGGCUCUGGGGCCGGGCUCCCUCCGAGGAGCACUCGUACCUCCUCCCGGUGCUCUCUGCUGCCCUGCCCUGCUACCUGCUGGGGCUGGGGCUGAGGGUCACCUACUACAAGUGGCUGCACCCCAACGUGCAGGUGCAGCAGGAGGGCAGAUAUGACGAGGUGGAUGCCAGUGGAGGGAGUGAUGGGGUGAAGUUUUGCUCGUUUUUGGAACCAGACCUUGUGAACAGGAGGAUGCAGUGGCUGGCCCAGACCCAUUUCUCCUUGUCCCAGCCAGCACAGCAGCACUUCCUGAAUGGGGCUGUGGAGUCUGCUAUCUGAGGGCAGGUCCUCUAAAAGGACAUGUGGGGGAAGUAGACUUGUUGUUUGUGUCCCUGGUUGUGCCCCCCAGGCUGCUGUUUUGGACAGCUGGAGGGGUCUGGCAGAAACCAGGGGUGAUGUGGAAACACCUGAUGAGUCCCAGGGCACACAGCAUGGGCUCCCAUGGCUGGACCCUCAAGGAAAACCAGUGUUUGUGGUGAGUCCAGCACAAUGUAGCAUAUACCUGCUCUGCUGUGUUAGGUUUUCUUGUUAUUUAUUACUAGUUUUUUCAAAAGAAAAAAAAAAAAAUAAAGACCAUUGGUUUAUUUUC